AUGACUCAACACCUCUCCUUCGUAACGCUCGACGUCUUCACGGCGACACAAUACACAGGGAACCCGCUGGCCCUCAUCACCGUCCCACAAGACACGGUCCUCUCACAGGCCCAGAAGCAGCGGAUCGCACGGGAAUUCAACCUCUCCGAAUCCGUCUUCCUGCACGAACCAACGCAGCAAGACCGCGCCGACCAGUCUGUGCGGAUCGACAUCUUCACGACGCAGGCCGAGAUCCCCUUCGCCGGCCACCCGGCCGUGGGCACGGCGAACUAUGUCCUUCGUCUACUGAAGAACAACAACAACAACAAUAACAACAACCACAAUCAAUUCAACGACGUGAAAGCCCUGCAAACCAAAGCAGGCCGUCUCGGCAUCACCCUGAACCCCGCCGUCUCCGGGGUCCAGAUCUCGCUCGCACACAACCUGCACGUCCACGCGGCGCCGUUCGCGGAUCGUCCCUUUGGAGCGUAUCCCGUGGUCAGCAUCGUCAAGGGCAUGACGUGCAUUCUUGCCCGGCUGCCUGAUCUGGCCUCGUUGGCUGCGCAGUCGGCCAACCUGCUGGGUGCCGAUAACACUUACACUGCGCGGAACGCCCUUGAUGAAGGCUGGCGCGAAGGGCCGGUUCUUUCGUACUUUUAUGUCGAUAUGGGCACGGAAACUGGAAGUGCUGGCAGCACCGGGGGAGAAGAAGCCACAAUCGUCAAAAAACGCAAUCUACGCACACGCGGGUUCUUCACCAGCGAAGACUCGGCCACAGGCAGCGCCGCGGGCGCGUUGACAUCCUAUCUCUCCCUCCAGGAGGGCAAGCCCGGCGUGUACCGCUAUGUGCUUACGCAGGGCGUGGAAAUGGGCCAGAAAAGCGAGAUUUUUGUCGAUGUCAAGGUCAAAGCGAGCGAGGUUGGAGAAGACGACGACGACAAUCAGCCCCCUAGAGUCGAGAUCGAUCAAGUCCUUCUCAGUGGGUCGGCUGUGCAAGUUAUGCAAGGGACAUUGGAGAUUCCCAGUCUUGACCAUUGA
Molecule: messenger RNA, 1017 nt
Organism: Capronia coronata CBS 617.96
Lineage: Eukaryota; Fungi; Ascomycota; Eurotiomycetes; Chaetothyriales; Herpotrichiellaceae
Exons: 2
Coding region: 1-1017 (338 amino acids)
Biological process (GO): biosynthetic process
Cellular component (GO): cytoplasm
Molecular function (GO): isomerase activity
Source: RefSeq, a predicted model, not a curated record